GCGCUAAAGGAGCAGCGCGAACAAAGCGGCGUCCGCGGGCGCGCUGAUUGGCUGCUGCGCUCUCUGAGGUCUGGAACAGCAGAUGGGGUAUUCCUCCUCCUCAAACUGCGAUUGUUCCCGAUGCGAGCACAGAAGCUCGGUUUGAGUUGGAGUGGGGAAAGCCUUGGAUCGGUCCAUAGCGUCGCGGAUGGUAGGUUCGUUCAGUUUAGUGCCGUCUGCAGGCUUAAAAGCACAGAUAAGAUUCAAACCCCUUCCGAAUCUGAUCUGAGCGACGGGCAUCGUGACAUCGGGCAUCUGGAGAGCAGAGAUCUACGAGAGGGGGAGUACUUCCAUGCAGUCGUGGCUAAGAUAAAAUGGAUGACAGGAAUGACGGUGUGCGGGUUGGAGAGAAUAAGUUCAUCAGCAAGAGCAGCAUUCUCUCUCAUUUAAAGACCUACAAUCUCUACUAUGACGGAAAGAACCUGCAGCUGCGCCACAGAGAGGAAGAGGAGGAGCUGAUCAUAGAAGGACUUCUCAACAUCUCAUGGGGUUUACGUCGACCAAUCAGGCUUCAGAUGCAGGAUGACCAUGAGCGAAUCAGACCUCCUCCCUCCUCUACCUCCUGGCACUCGGGGUGUAAUCUAGUCAACCAGAGUCAGGAUGGUCAGAAACCGACUCCUCAAACUCCACCUCAGAUGAAAGUGACGCCCCCAGAGGACCAAUCAAGCAAUGGCACAACAAAUGACCAUGAAGAAGAAGAAGAGGUGUGUGACGUCUCCGCUCAGCUUCUUAGAACCAAAAGUGAUGCUGGUGUACUGAGGCGGGGCAGGAGACGGUCUCCUAGCGACCAGCGGCGAAUCAGAAGGCACAGAUUUUCCAUCAACGGUCACUUCUACAACCACAAGACAUCUGUGUUCACUCCUGCAUAUGGUUCUGUAACUAACGCACGGAUCAACAGCUGUAUGACCACACCACAGGUGCUGCGGGUGUUACUGAAUAAGUUUAAGAUCGAGAACAGCCCAGAUGAGUUCGCCCUCUAUCUCGUUCAUGCCAGCGGAGAACGUGUUCAGCUGAAGCAUAUGGACUACCCGUUAGUAGUGAGAAUACUUCAGGGACCAUGUGAGCAUGUCUGCAAGAUCUUUCUCAUGGAGCAGGAUCUGGGAGAGGAGAUUCCCUAUGAAGUGGCGCAGUACAUCAAAUUUGAGAUGCCUGUCCUGCAGAGUUUUAUUACCAAACUGAAGGAAGAGGAGGACAGGGAGGUGCAGAAGCUGAGAAGCAGAUACAAGUAUCUGCGGUGUAUCAUUGAGAAGCAGCUCCAGUGUUCACCAGAGGGCUCCACCUGUAUGUGACGAGCACUUGCCCUUCUUCAUGUCAAUCAAUGGACUUCCAGACAGAAUUUUAGCAGCCCCUUCUGUCCUAAAUGAUUAGGAUGCAUUGAUAUUUGCUGACCAGUGGAUGGUACAUCUUAUUAUAUAAAAAUUCUUUAUAUUUUUCUCUACAUUUGUUGGUGCUGUAGGGAAUCACAUGCAGGUACAAUAAUAUAAAAGCACAUUCCACUAAACCAGGGAAUUUCAUCAUCUAGUGAUAACUGGAAAGAGCAAUUAUAAUGAGAAGCACAAAGUAACAGAGAUAAAUGCUUACAACUUUAGUAUUAUUUGUUUGGUUUAACCCAUUAAAAGGGUGAUGGCUGACUGAUCACUUUACAUGUUGGAUGUUUUGAGAAUAUAUGCGGUCUGAGCCAACCUGUUGUACCAUUACAGUCUGAUUACAACUCCAUUUGUCCAACGUCUCUUUUAGACCGCGAUUAGAAAUCUUUUUGUACCAGAAUGGUAAGAAGCAAAGUAAAAGACUGUGAAUUUAAAGGAUGAUUGAAAACGGAGUGAAGCAGCACAAGGGAUUGUAGCGAAUGAAUAUGUGAAUGUUGUUUGGGAUGUUUGAAUGGGCAAGUCAGUAUGUUUGGGUAUCUGAAGAGUACAGCAUGGCUGUAGUUGUUACGAAAGAAAAAGAGAGCUUCAUAUUUUGCUUUUACAUUUAGACUCUCGCACCUAUGACUGAC
Molecule: messenger RNA, 2035 nt
Organism: Sinocyclocheilus grahami
Lineage: Eukaryota; Metazoa; Chordata; Actinopteri; Cypriniformes; Cyprinidae
Product: ras association domain-containing protein 2-like
Exons: 10
Coding region: 354-1328 (324 amino acids)
Biological process (GO): positive regulation of JNK cascade; regulation of non-canonical NF-kappaB signal transduction; positive regulation of protein kinase activity
Cellular component (GO): nucleus; cytoplasm
Source: RefSeq, a predicted model, not a curated record